GAGGAUGCCAUCACGCAGAACGGAGUUGAACGGCUGGAGGAAAUCCUGGGCGACCCGCAGAAUCCGGAGUUCCGCCUCCAACAUGGCCGCACGGGGCUGGCCGUGGCUGCAUCCAAAGGCCAUCUCGAGUGCUUCUCGCUGCUGCUUGAG
This is a messenger RNA of Symbiodinium pilosum, 150 nucleotides long. Lineage: Eukaryota; Dinophyceae; Suessiales; Symbiodiniaceae. The record is from the annotation of a GenBank genome assembly.